Pyrus x bretschneideri (Chinese white pear) is the source of this 1951-nucleotide messenger RNA. RefSeq names its product protein CHUP1, chloroplastic-like. The record is from RefSeq and is a predicted model, not a curated record. The transcript has 5 exons. Gene Ontology annotation, cellular component: chloroplast outer membrane. Lineage: Eukaryota; Viridiplantae; Streptophyta; Magnoliopsida; Rosales; Rosaceae. Gene Ontology annotation, biological process: chloroplast organization. Bases 543 to 1754 code for a protein of 403 amino acids.
UAGUAAACUUGACCAAAGAAUAUAAUGUUGCACCUAAACCAACUAGUACUUGCAAUCAAGUCCCUUACCUACAAUUCAACAUUGCCAUUAAACAAAUGACAGAAUAAACUAAUGUUAACGUAUAAAGUCUUGCAAAUGUAAAAGUAUCCUUGUCUAAACUAAGGUUAACAUAUUUGGAUCAAGUGAGAAAACCAUCUACGCUCUACACUUGAGAGGUCUCUAGGUUCGAUUCUCCUCACUCUCACUAAAAGAAAAAGAAAAAAAAAAUCAUCUACCCUAUAUCUAAAGUCAUGUGUACCGUUUUCCCUCCGGGCCUUGCUCGUUAUCGCUUAUAUCAAAAUAAAAAAGGGCAAGCUAAUGUUAAUGUAGUAUUAAUGCCCUAAUAAACGACUCGCUAGAUCAGCAUCAAUCGUCAUGUUUACGUGAACUCACCAAGCCUUGCAUCAAAAGUAAGACAACAUAACAUAAAAGAGGAACGAGCCAGCAACUCAUUUGUCACCUCUAGCUAUCUCCUUCCAGUGAAAGCAUAGCAAACUCGGACGAUGCCAGAAGAAGAUGAAAGCUCCGAGAUCGUCAUCUUUCUCAGGAAAGAACUCGAAGCCUCUCUCGAAAAGAACGGCUCGUUGGAGAAAGAAAACCAUGAAUUGAAGCAAGAAGUUGGUCGUCUUAAAGCACAAAUAACUUCCCUCAAAGCACACAACAAUGAGAGGAAAUCUGUGCUCUGGAAGAAGUUUCAAAGCACAUUGGAGCAGAGUGCAUUGGAGCAGAGUCCAGCGAAAGAGAGACCGAAUCCGAAAGUAGACUUCACGGAAUCUCAAGCCAUAAAGGAAAGACCGGCAACAAGAUUAUUACCAACCGAUGCACCACCACCAACACCAAGGCCUCCUCCUCCUCCUCCUGCUUUGUUCAAGGAGGUAAAGGAAAAUAAAGGGCCUUCAGCACCAGCACCGCCGCCUCCUCCUCCGCCCUCAAAAUCAUUAAUCGGGUCAAGAGGAGUGCGACGUGUGCCAGAAGUAAUUGAGCUGUACCGUUCACUUACAAGGAAAGAUGCACACAUGGAGAACAAAGCCAACCCUGCAGGAGUUCAUGCUUUUGCACUUACUAAGAACAUGAUCGGAGAAAUUGAAAACCGUUCAUCUUAUGUUUUAGCUAUAAAGUCGGAGGUCGAAACGCAAGGAGAGUUCAUAAAUUUCUUGAUCAGUGAGGUGGAGUCUGCAAAAUUUACAAACAUCGCAGACGUGGAAGCAUUUGUAAAUUGGCUGGAUCGGCAGCUAUCUUCUUUAGUGGAUGAAAGAGCAGUGCUGAAGCACUUCCCGCAGUGGCCGGAACGAAAAGCAGACACGCUGCGAGAAGCCGCUUUCAGCUACAGAGACCUGAGGAAUCUGAAAAAUGAAGCCUCAUCAUUCGAGGACAACAUGAAGGAGCCAUCAGUCCUUGCUCUGAGAAGAAUGGAAGCAUUACAAGACAGGUUGGAAAGAAGUGUGAGCAGCACAGAAAGAACAAGGGAGAGUGCCAGCAAGAGGUACAAGGAUUUUCAGAUCCCAUGGGAAUGGAUGCUGGACACAGGCCUGAUGGGUCAGAUGAAACUGAGCUCACUGAAGCUAGCCAAGGAGUAUAUGAAGAGAAUUACCAGAGAAGUGCAGUCUAGUGAAUGCUCAAGAGAAGAAAAUCUCCUGCUUCAAGGAGUCCGAUUCGCUUUCCGGGUACACCAGGUGGUUUUGAUUCGGAGACGGUACUUGCAUUUGAGGAACUAAAGAAGAUAGGCGCGAAUAGUAGAAGAAAUGGCACGAUUUAGCUCACUCUAUACGUACAUGAACCCAGAAAUUGAUCGAUGGGGGUGUCAGCAGAUUAGUUGUAGCAGAAAAUGUGUUUGUAAAAUGUCCAACAUAUAAUGUGUUUGAAGAUAUUAUACUGGUAAAACUACAAGAUUAAUUUAAUUUGAAUUGGGUGC